GUCACAGGCGGGAUGACCUUGCAACUGUUUGUAAAUAUUCAGGCACGUUGUUGUUGUUGUUGUGAUCGCGAGUUUUCCCAGCACAUUUUCCCUGUUAAUAAACGGGUUUAAACUGGAGGAAAUGGAUUUUCAAGAAAUGGCAGUAAUAGACGAAAACGCGGCAGCGGAGGGACCACAGCGUAGGGAAUCAGGCAAGAGAGGACGCAAGCCAGGCCGAAAAUCUGCCGAUAAAGUUGACAUGAAAGCGAAAUUAGAACGCAGUCGUCAGAGCGCCAGAGAAUGUAGGGCCCGGAAAAAGUUGCGAUAUCAAUAUUUGGAAGAAUUGGUGGCGGAUCGGGAAAAGGCCGUUUUCGCCUUAAGAAAGGAACUCGAAAAAUACGUGCAGAUCGCCAAAGAUCUGGACGAAGGCAAAGUACCGGAAGGCCUCCAUGAGAUCCUCCUCCAGGAAACCGCCGGCCUGGAAUUGAAGCAAGAAUAAAAACCAGGAUACCCUUGUGAUAUUUAUUUUAUUGGUUGAAAUGUUAUUAUAAUAUUUUCGUUUUUUUUUUUAGUUUCGGCCUCUGAAACUAGUUUAUUGUGUACAUUAUGGAAAAAUAUAUAUUUUUAGACACUA
This is a messenger RNA of Anthonomus grandis grandis, 613 nucleotides long. Its product is annotated as REPTOR-binding partner. Lineage: Eukaryota; Metazoa; Arthropoda; Insecta; Coleoptera; Curculionidae. Gene Ontology annotation, biological process: regulation of DNA-templated transcription. The transcript has 4 exons. Gene Ontology annotation, molecular function: DNA-binding transcription factor activity. Bases 122 to 478 code for a protein of 118 amino acids. Gene Ontology annotation, cellular component: nucleus. The record is from RefSeq and is a predicted model, not a curated record.